Messenger RNA from Osmia lignaria (orchard mason bee), 4827 nucleotides. Lineage: Eukaryota; Metazoa; Arthropoda; Insecta; Hymenoptera; Megachilidae. The record is from RefSeq and is a predicted model, not a curated record.
AUGGAAAUAUACGAGCUCGAACGAAAAGAACGUUCCCGUCGAGUCACCGAUCACGAUUACAUCGCGUAUUCUGGUUCGCAGGCGAACGGAAGUGGUUUCUUCGUCGCGCCAAUAAGGUGGCUUCUGCUUCGGGAUCGAACGAUCCUCCUCGACAAUUCGACCGAGAAUCACGAAUCGUUGGACGACGCGAAAAUCUUCAAUCGUAUGGCCAUCUAUCCCGACAGCGAGAUGAUUCUAGUUAGAAAGCUUCGACAGGACUUCGCGGAGAUAUCGUCCGUCUACAGGACCAGUCGUUAUCACGAGGUCACGACGGAGGAUCGAGGAAAUUGGACGAUCGACGGAGGAGUUCGAAUCCGCGACUUCCAGCCUACUUCCAGACGACGCGCGAAUCUUCGAUCAACGCCCUUGACAGCCUGCCUCGUGAUGAGCGAUCCCGAUACCAUCAACCACUUGACCGAUUUCAAAUACAAGCACAUAGAUCCAAUAACCAAAACCAAUUAUCCCUGGUUACUGCAUAUCGUGCAUCGAAUGAACGCCACCAUCGAAAUUCGAACGACCAACAGCUGGGGAUACCGAAACGAGAACGGAUCGUGGAACGGCAUGGUUGGUAUGCUGCAAAGUCGGCAAGCGGAUUUAGGAGGCACGGCGACGUUUCUGAUUCCGCAACGCAUAGGAGUGGUCGAUUACGUGCAGCUUUACACGAGUACCAAAGCUCUAUUCGUGUUCCGUCAACCAUUGUUGUCCGCGGUCAGCAACAUAUUCAUUCUACCGUUUCAACGUUCCGUCUGGCUCGCCAUCGGCGUGUUUCUCUUGCUGGUCCUCGGUUUGCUCUGGUUAUCGUCCAGUUGGGAGUAUCAUCGAGGGACGUCGGAAAGCGAUUCCACGCUCACGUACCGGCACCGACUGAAUCAGGCGCGGCAGACGGUCAGCGACAACCUGAUGGUGGUGCUGGCCGCUGCGGCGCAACAAGGAUCCUCCUACGAACCGUACCGCGUUCCAUCUCGGAUCGUCACUCUGAUGCUUUUACUCGCUGCCCUGAGCUUGUACACCUCCUACACGGCCAACAUCGUCGCCUUACUCCAGUCGACCACCGACUCGAUCAAAACCGUAGCCGAUCUGUUGCACAGCCCGCUAAAGUGCGGCGCUCACGACAUCGUCUACAACCGGUACUAUUUCAAGUCGUUUCAAGAUCCGAUACGAAGGGCUCUGGUGGACGAGAAGAUCGAGUCGAGAGGUAAAAACGAUUCCUGGAUGACGAUAGAGGAAGGUGUACGUCGAGUAAAAAACGAGUUGUUCGCGUUCCACGGGGAAACCGGUCCGAUUUACGAGCUUAUGCAACUGACGUACCAAGAAGAAGAGAAAUGUGGAAUCACCGAGAUAGAUUUACUGAAGGUGAUGUAUCCGCUGUUCGCGAUUCAGCCUCGAUCACCGUAUAAGGAAAUCAUCAAGAAUACGGCCUUACUGUUGGGUGAAACUGGUCUAACGUAUCGGGAGGAAUCUCGGCUGUACACGGCGAAACCCAAGUGUCACGGUCGAACGAGCGUCAUCAGUAUAGGAUUCACCGAGUGUUACUUCGCAUUUUUAGCGAUGGGUUAUGGCUCGUUGCUCAGCCUGCUCGUAUUCGCCGUGGAGUUUCUAUGGUAUAAGAGGUACGCAAGAAUACUUCAACGCGUGCUUUCGAUCGUUUUUCCAAUGCUAACGAAAGGGGUGGGAAGACGUCAGGCAAGGGAGGCGGUACCGAGCCACCAUACAAUUCUCUUUUUCUGCUAAAAUCGCGUCGACAGUGUAACGGCAAUGUCUCUGUUCAACACGAAAGAAUGGUGGCGAACGAGAUGCGGAGCGGAGGAAACUUUCGACAGGCACAGCCUGCUGGCGACACCGUUGUUUGGAGAGGAUAAAAAGGAUAUAUUGGUGGUAGGAAGCCACGAUGGUUAUCUGAGAAUGUACUGUCCCUCCUCGCAAUGGGUGGACGAAACGAAAUCGCCGUCCAACUACAAAUCCACGGAUCAGAUGAUCGAGACCCGAGUCGGAGAUUGCAUCGUGGACAUGAAAACGGGGAAAUUUGUCUCGGGCUCCCAGGACCUUCGUCUGGCGAUAUUGACGUCCUCGAAGCUGCUCGUUUACAACGCGAUUUUAACCGAGGAAUCCACGGAAUACGGUGACCGUUGCGAGUUGAAGAUCGCGUACGAGCACUCGUUGCCAAGAUUUCCGGCAUCUCUGACGGUGGGUCCGUUCGGCGGUGUUCGUGGCAGGGACUUUCUCUGUGUUCAAUGCUUGGACGGCACGCUUCUAUUCUACGAGCAGGAGGUGUUCGCGUUCGGGCAAGUUCUCAGGAAUCGGUUGCUACCCGAGCCGAUCGUCUACGUGUCGCGAUACGACCUGUUCGCGGUAGCCAGCUCUUCUUGGUUCCUUGAAUGUUACAGGCAGGAAUUACUCAAAACGACAAAACGAUCGUUUCGCAGGUAUCAGAGCAUGGCGGAAUCGAGGAAGGAAGGCGCUGAACGUGCGAGAGAAACGGGAGAGCCGCAUCGCGGUUUCGACGUAGGCAACCUGGAGCCGGAUUGGAGUUUCAACGUCGGGGAACCCGUUCGCGGCAUCGAGGUUGUCACUUUGACCAGCUUCGAAGUCGGGAUCGUGGUUCUGGGCGAGAAACAUCUGUACUGUUUAAAGGACAACUGCGCGGCGAUCAAGUAUGCCAAGAGGCUCGAGUACAGACCGUUGUGCUUUCGAGCUUACGUGAUCGAACCGGACGGCAAGUUGAUGGUGCUGGUCAUCUCGGACACGAGUACUCUGAUGAUCUACGAGGGCAGCACGCUCAAGUGGUCGGCGCAAUUGCCUUUCGCCCCGGUCGCCGUCGCGAGGGUUCAGCUACGGCACCUGCAAGGAGUGACGGUCGUUUUGUCGGAGGACGGUCGUUUGGAAGCGUGUUACCUGGGAUCGGAGCCUAGCUUGUUCGUCGCGCCACCCCUUCAUCCGCGGGGGUACGAUUACGCGACCGCGGAGCAACGGCUAGCGGAGCUGCGAGCCCUCUCGAAGAGGAGCAAAGAAUCGGGUCACGAUCGAAGCAGCGACGCCAGCGUGGACGGUGAACUGAUCGUCUCGGUGAACGUCUCGCCGGAACUGCAGCCGCGCUUCAAAAGAUCGACAGUUAGUAGCGAUUCGGAGGAGAAAGAGGAAGCGGAGAUUGGACAGCUAUCGAGCUGCAGGCUCUCGAUCGAACUGUCCUCGUACGCGACUCUCAGUGACAUCCAGGUCUGCGUGGACGUUUGUCGGCCGCUGUUCGCCUCCAAAGACUUCUACGUACUUUCCAAUCUCUGCGAACGUCACGUGACGGAGAUCGAGGUCUACGUGGACGGAGACUUGCCGGCGAUAUCCUCGGAGGUCGAUGUAACGGUGACUUACCGGACGGACGCGGGAAAUCUAAGGGCGCUUCGAAGAACCGUUCGGCUACCCUUGAAGAUCAUCCUGAAGAGCUGUCCGCCGGAAAACGCGUCCGCGUUCGCGACCGUGAUCAAAAGCAACGAACCUCCCGUCAGCUUUGCUCAGCUAUUUCCUGAAUUCACCGGGGAACAGCCGCAGAAACAAGGCUGGAACGCGUUGGGAUUGCGGUACGCGCACACCGGUCGCGUGGUGACGAUCGUUUCCGGCAACGCCAGCAAUCGAUACCGAGUGCAAUCGGACGACGGGCUAUCGACGACCUUGCUCGUUCAACGACUGAUCGACAGGCUGAAAGAGAGAAGCAGCGGCACCGGGUUCCUCGCUAUCCAACAGAAUCACGUUCAGCUGGUGCACCUUCGGAUAGAGGCUCACUUUCUCGCUCGACGAGAAAUCGAUAGGAUAACGAAAGAGAUCGGCUUGCUGAGCACUCAGCUGAGGAACGUCGAAAGGAGAAUGCUGCGAACUGUGAGGGAGAGGAACGAUCGAUCGUUGGCCGACACUGGAUUGCCGUUUCUCUUCGAGCAAACAUGCCGUGCGAUCUUUGCUCUUCUCGAGGAUCUCGUCAAAGCGAGAGCGGAAAGGGAUCGAACCGGUCACGAGUUGCGGUGCAGCCUGAAACUGCUGCUCCUGCUGAUGAGAUCGAACGCGGACCCCGACAAAUACGCCGCGUUGGAGGCAGCUAUCGGUUUCGAGCCACGGCCCGCCGAGCAGCUGGACUGGGAAGAGAUCGCCGACGCGGCGCUGACCGUUCUGCUCAAGUCCGUUUCGAGGAAGGCGAGUAUAGCGGAGACGAGAACGGUGUCCAGCAACGCGAUCACGCCUAUCGCGACGAACAAAGAGCUGGCAAAGUUGAAGAAGCGUCUGGUCCACGCGAUCGAACGGCUGGAUCUUUCUAAAGGAAGCGACAUCGCGGAGAUCGAGUCGACGAGCGGCGCCGAUCACGCGUCCGCUUAACGAGCGCGGGCGGUACCCUGGUUCGCGGGGUGCCGUGUUUCUCUCGUGGAAGCUGAGCGAACGCGGAAAACGCGGCUAUCCAGAGCGGACGGCACAAGUUCGCUAGAGAGCGUUACUAAACCGUCGUCGGCGGAGACGAAGGCGAACGGCGAAGCCACGGACGGAACGGUAUCGGAGACGAAGAUGAAGUUAACGCGAUUACAUUCGACGCCGUUGGCAUUAGCUCUGGCAUUGGCUUUGUUUUCGUCGUUCGGUCGUUGCGUCGCCUCGGAAAGCAUAAUAGUGUGCAGGAAUACGUGCGCGCGAAGCAUCCGAGAGAGGGACGUCGACGAUGGCUUCGCCGACCUACCGACCAAGAUCGUUUUCGAUGGAUCGCGCCUGGCGAAAGGCUGACCGAACGAACGAACGAAAGAACAAUCGUUGAUAUUUAUCCUA